Suillus plorans is the source of this 408-nucleotide messenger RNA. RefSeq lists its product as uncharacterized. The transcript has 3 exons. The record is from RefSeq and is a predicted model, not a curated record. Bases 74 to 340 code for a protein of 88 amino acids. NCBI's taxonomy places the organism in Eukaryota, Fungi, Basidiomycota, Agaricomycetes, Boletales, Suillaceae.
AAUGGAUGCUUAGGUACAUCAGGCUUAUCAGACAAAUGAGAGUAUCUUGUCCUUUGUGGCACCUAUCGAUGGGAUGAACACCAUGCCUUGGAUACUCUGUGUUGCAUCGGACACCCUUGCACUGUGCACUGUGGAUUGGUGUAAAACACUUCCGCGAAUUGCGACGAAUAAACACAGGAGAUUCAAGUUUCACGGUGUGAAUUUUCUAAAACUCACUUCGCGUACCUUACAAGUUCCCUUGAUGCUCCACGGGUGGGCAUUACCAAUAUAUUCAUUGACACUCGACAUCGGUUACGGGGUUCUGACUGGAUUAUGUCCAAAUAUAUGGAACAGGGAAUGAGAUAUCGAAAUGGCUAGGAACGAGGAUUCUUUCAAUGGCGUGACACGAAUGACGUGAUCCCACAUGCC